Messenger RNA from Asparagus officinalis (garden asparagus), 1190 nucleotides. Its product is annotated as DNA-directed RNA polymerases IV and V subunit 4-like. The record is from RefSeq and is a predicted model, not a curated record. Gene Ontology annotation, cellular component: RNA polymerase complex. Lineage: Eukaryota; Viridiplantae; Streptophyta; Magnoliopsida; Asparagales; Asparagaceae. The transcript has 10 exons. The coding region runs from base 89 to 871 and encodes 260 amino acids. Gene Ontology annotation, biological process: DNA-templated transcription initiation. Gene Ontology annotation, molecular function: nucleotide binding.
AAUCGCCUCCUCGCCUUUUCUUCGGGCGCUAAAAAAGCCCUUGGUAGAACCAGUCUAGGGUUUUCAGCCCCGAUCGAACUCCCGAGCAAUGGCGGAAAAAGGCGGCAAGGGCUUCCCAAUGUCCAGAAAGAAAGUCGCUUUCAAAUCCCCCGCUCCCAGUCAAGAAACUCAGAAGAAAAAGGGUAGUGUUCCUAUGGAGGAGGAUGGACCGGUCCAGAUUGAUUCUGACUCAGAAUCUGAAGGUUUUGUGAAUAGUUUAAAUGAAACGUUAUCAAAAGGCAACGGAAAAGCACCAAAAGAAACAGCAAAGUCUGGUAUGAAGUCCUCACUUGAUGGUCUUAAGACAGGCACAAAAACUUCACUCGAGGCCCCAGCUACUAAAGGGAGUUCAGGCAAAGGAGGUAAAGCUUAUAGCUCAGGAAAGGCAGGUGGAAAGGGUGGCCUUCCCCGAGCGUCAGCUGUAAAGCCCCCUGUAACAGAAGUAGAGCUGAAACUUGAAAUGGAUAUUCCAGAAGAUGCUAGGGUCAUAAUGGAUUGCGAAGCGGCAACUAUUUUACAGGGAAUUCAGGAUUCCCUGUCUGUAUUGUCAGAUGAUCCCAGCAUCAAAAUGCCUCCUUUUUUUAACAAAGCAUUGGAGUACUGCAAAGGAAGAAACAACUACACCAAUGCUGAAUCAGUCAGACAAGUCCUGGAAACUCUUAAGGAACAUGGGGUCACUGAGGGCGAGAUAUGCAUGAUUGGUAACGCAUUCCCAGAGACCAUUGCUGAGGUUUAUGCUCUUAUACCUUCCUUGAAGGCUAACAAGCAUAAGAUUGAGGGACCUAUCCAGGAAGUGCUAGUCAACCUGGCCGGCCUCAGGCGUGUUGAGUAAUUCUCACGUCAUCAGGAUGCAUAUCUUCUACCAAAAAAUGCAAUAUGCUGAGCAAAGAUGUACUAAGUUAUGGUAGAACCUAUGAAUAUUUGCGGUGCACGAUGUAGGAAAAGGUUGUAAAUAUUUGGGGUUCACAUACAAUGGAAGGUGAUGGUUUUUUGGUGGAAUCAAACUUCUGAGACGAUGUCAUGUAUAUAUAUCUAACUUGCUAAGGGUAUCAUCCGUUGCUUUCCUGAAACUUUCGGGGAUGAAUCGGAGUUUUUGCAUAUCAACUGUUUUUUGUCUUGUUUUUAUUUUUAGAGACUCAUCUUUCUAGUUA